Messenger RNA from Populus euphratica (Euphrates poplar), 1279 nucleotides. RefSeq names its product mitochondrial uncoupling protein 5-like. The transcript has a single exon. Gene Ontology annotation, biological process: transmembrane transport. Bases 186 to 1148 code for a protein of 320 amino acids. NCBI's taxonomy places the organism in Eukaryota, Viridiplantae, Streptophyta, Magnoliopsida, Malpighiales, Salicaceae. The record is from RefSeq and is a predicted model, not a curated record.
GCCCUAUUUCUAUUUCUACUAGCAUGUCUAAAAGACCUAGAGUCCCUCAUUCUUCUUCCACGUCUCCAGCGACUUUAAACCCAACUGGUAACAUAAAAGAACAACAAAAACCCAAUCUUGCGUGCACGAAAACGUUCUUUUAUUCUUUUUAACCCAACCAAACGAUACUUAGUUUGCUGAUAAUCAUGGGUGUCAAGGGUUUUGUUGAAGGAGGUAUCGCUUCAAUUGUUGCUGGGUGCUCCACUCACCCUUUGGAUCUUAUCAAGGUCCGUAUGCAACUCCAAGGCGAAAAUUUACCAAACCUACAAGUUCACAGUCUCCGCCCUGCUUAUGCGUUCAACUCCGCCGCAAUCCCUCAUAAUUCCGUCCACAUCCCUCCACCACCACUACCGCGUGUGGGGCCAAUUUCUGCCGGCGUCCGCAUCUUCCAGUCCGAAGGUGUCGCCGCUCUCUUCUCCGGCGUCUCCGCCACGGUCCUCCGCCAGACUCUCUACUCCACCACGCGCAUGGGACUCUAUGAUAUUCUGAAGCAAAAAUGGACCAAUCAGGAGACAGGAAACAUGCCUUUGUUGAGCAAAAUAACAGCCGGUUUAAUCGCCGGAGGGAUCGGAGCUGCUGUUGGUAAUCCAGCUGAUGUGGCAAUGGUUAGAAUGCAAGCAGACGGGCGUUUACCUUCGUCCCAACGGCGGAACUAUAACAGUGUGAUUGACGCUAUUACGAGAAUGUCGAGGCAGGAAGGUGUUGCUAGCCUGUGGCGAGGGUCAUCUCUUACGGUAAACCGCGCGAUGAUUGUUACAGCAUCGCAAUUGGCAUCGUAUGAUCAGAUUAAGGAAAUGAUUUUGGAGAAUGGAAUGAUGAAGGAUGGGUUAGGGACUCAUGUGACGGCGAGUUUUGCAGCGGGUUUUGUGGCGGCGGUGGCUUCGAACCCGGUAGACGUGAUUAAAACCAGGGUCAUGAAUAUGAAAGUGGAGCCAGGGAAAAUUGCGCCUUACAGUGGAGCAAUUGAUUGUGCAAUGAAGACAGUGAAAGCUGAAGGUAUCAUGGCCCUUUACAAGGGCUUUAUACCUACAAUUUCAAGACAGGGUCCUUUUACUGUGGUUUUGUUUGUGACCCUUGAGCAGGUUCGGGAGUUGCUCAAAGAUUUCUAAUUGACGAUGAUGACGGCGAAAAGCAUAUUAUAAUUGGGUUGAUGGUAUAAUUACUAGUAUCAUAGGAACAAAUUUUAUCUGAUGUGCUAUUUUUUUUUUAUUAUUAUUAGAUAUGUUUUUCUUAAUCUUUC